Trichoderma asperellum CBS 433.97 is the source of this 1769-nucleotide messenger RNA. RefSeq lists its product as uncharacterized. The record is from RefSeq and is a predicted model, not a curated record. NCBI's taxonomy places the organism in Eukaryota, Fungi, Ascomycota, Sordariomycetes, Hypocreales, Hypocreaceae.
GGAAGUGAUAGUAGUAGAAGCAGGAGUAGAGGCCUUUUUAAUUAAGUAUGACGAAUAUAAUAAAGCUAGGUACAGUUCUUAGUGUCAGUACACGUAUGCUCAUCCACACUGAUGGCGUUGAAGCAAAAGCUUCGUCCCACGCUCGUAGAGUUUUACUCAAACGUAAUGCACGUAAAAAAACAUUGGUAGGUUGCAAAAAACAAGAAAAUACCCGGAAAAUUUAGUGAUACAUGCUGCCUGUGCCUCUAGAAGUAAGUUUAUGCACUCGCUAUCUGGUGUAUAAGACGACUGGCCUCAUAGCCUGCAGGCAGGUUAUUGACACUCAAUAUCAAGUGCGAGUGCCUACUUGAUACAUGGCAACGCCUAUAUGUUAGAUAUAGUUGUGAGAUGUACAAUUGCCACGGAUGAGGCUCGGAGUUUAUGCGGUGAGGGGCCAGGCACCCGCUCGCUGGUGGGUCGUGGAGCAACUACGUUCAUGCAUGCAGUAAUCAGGGACUCGUCGAAACACAACCAUCAUGCUGCUGGCCUCACUGCUUGCAUCAUCUCCAACUCGAUAUACCCGACCCUGGCCAUGUUGUCAACACAGCCGAAAUUCCAGUCCGAAUGCCUAGACCAAGGCGCCUCUCUCUUCUUUACUCGCCUCCCCAGGGAGAUGCGUGACCUUGUCUACCAGCAGUACUUGGCUGUCGAUGCCAUCGCAGACGGCGUGUCGACGAACCAGCCCGAAGACUUGUUUCUCAACGAGGACCAGCCUUACGAAGGCGAUAGCGAUGACAUGCCUCUUGAAGCUACCUGCCAGAAGAUACUUUCGGAAAUGCGCAGUGUGAGGCGGCUGCGGGAGGUGGCCAUGACCUUCUACUCGCCUUGGAAUUUCCGGCUCCAGCUCGCAGUCAAAGGCCGUCUUGACUGGGCCUGCGUCCAGAAGAUCCGCCUCCAACUGCGUGACGAGGACCGGUUCAACCUUCGAGGCGCAGAGUUCACCAAGAAGGCCCUGUUGCGGACGAGAGAGCUCAAGAUUUUGUACGUUGACUGCUCCUCAUUCAACGAGGCCUCCAGCAGAGCAAUCGGGCCCAAUAUAAUCAUCUCGAGCGCGGAUCCCAGUUCCCAGGACGACGAAGAUGAAGCAGAUCCGGAACUCUUUGCAAAAUCACAGUGGAUAGAAACCUUGCUCGCUGAUUGUGGCACGCAGCUGGAAAGGCUGGAAAUGGUGGUGCUCAAGGGCAAAGGCCGCUAUCCAACCUUCUGGCCGCAGCAGAUCAGGCAAUUUGUCAAUGACAAUGUCGAGGUACUGGAACUGGACUAGAUCGAUCUGUGUGCACAUUGCACCAGACUUUUUUUCAGUCAAUUUCGACCUUUGAGAAAUAUCUUGGCUUUCGGCGCACACCACAGGCCACCCGCCUACCAUGAUGGACCAAAACAUAAUACCGGGAGAUUAGUAGCUAACAAUCUAAUUAAUCAAUGCUUUGAAAUUACUAGCAUACGGCUUUGGGGCUGCUGUAGGCAGUAAGUGUCCUCAUAGAUAGAAGCCAUUGCAAUCAGGGCUUUGUGAGUGUGGGACGAGGCUUUUGCUUCCAUGCUAUAAGUGUGGACGAGCAUACCUGUACUGAUACUAACAACUGUGGCUUUUAUCAUAUUUAUCCUACUUAAUUAAAGGGGCUUAUACUGCUGCUGCUGCUACUAUCACUGCUAUCACUUCUAUCACUUAUCUUAGCCAGGAAGAAUAUAGCUUUUUGAUUUAGCUAGCAGUAUUAAAUUACUCAUAGUCCUCU